AUGUCCCACUACCGUAGAAGACUUGGUUUGUUAAUUUUGGCAGCCGUUCUUUGUCUUUCUGUUUUUCACGUUGUUUUUUAUCAGAUUUGGCUGUAUGGAAGUGAUGGUCAUAACGUCAUUGAUAAGCGUUUUGUAGAGAGAACCCCUUUAUCCCAUCCUGAUGAAGGGAAUGGGUCAUCUGAAUCGCAUUUGGGCUGGAGUGCAACCAUGUGUGAUCCCAGUUCGUUGCUAACGCACAGGAAGCUGCGCCAAUACUGCCGGGAUCCUUCACGUGUGAGCAUGCCUGUUUCUCCCGUGUACUGUGAGAUGAUUCUGCGCCGUGGGCCCCCUCCGUGUGGGUUCUACGUUGGAGGUGUGUUCCGGAAGCCACUGAAGCUGCUCUCAUUGGAUGCACUGAAAGAGCAGCUGCGUGGGGAGCCUGAGGCGUGUUUUUCUCCGGCGACGUACAACGGUCAGCAGAGCAACGCAACGCUUGUUGCCUCCGACAUUGGUGAUGCCUCAGACGCUGUGUUUGAGGUGCGGCCGGCUGCGUGCCCGAGCUAUCGUUACUUCAGUCCGCGUGUGGCGCUGUCAAUACUGCACCAUGCGAGCAUUGGUCGCAACGGGCGUGGCAUUCUUAUUACUGGUGACUCGAUGAUGCGGCAAGUGAUGAUGCGACUGAUGUUUUUUCUGCGGGGUGAGGAGGUAUUCUCUGAACACUACUUUCACCAUGAUGGCCUGUACGUUGUGUUUGAGGACCGUGAUGAGCUCAUUAUUGAAUUGAAAUGCCAGCACAACUCUCUUCUAGACACGUACUUCCCUGGGUACAGGACACCGUCUACGGAAAACAGUACUUGUCCUCAUGCAGCCCAGUUGGGUGGGCGUGUGGUAGCCAUUUUUCUUUUCCUGUGGGAUCCGACACCUCUUACUUUUCGUGAGGACGUAUUUCGCAUGAAGAUUCCGCCUGUGCAUCUUGCCUCCUUUAUGUACUGGUGGAAGCGUGGAGUAAGU
Molecule: messenger RNA, 990 nt
Organism: Trypanosoma theileri
Lineage: Eukaryota; Euglenozoa; Kinetoplastea; Trypanosomatida; Trypanosomatidae
Exons: 1
Source: RefSeq, a predicted model, not a curated record